This is a messenger RNA of Neospora caninum, 1575 nucleotides long. RefSeq names its product branched-chain-amino-acid aminotransferase, related. The transcript has 4 exons. NCBI's taxonomy places the organism in Eukaryota, Apicomplexa, Conoidasida, Eucoccidiorida, Sarcocystidae. Gene Ontology annotation, biological process: branched-chain amino acid metabolic process. Gene Ontology annotation, molecular function: branched-chain-amino-acid:2-oxoglutarate transaminase activity. The record is from RefSeq and is a predicted model, not a curated record. The coding region runs from base 1 to 1575 and encodes 524 amino acids.
AUGCGCCUGUGGAGGAGCCGUGUUUUGUGGAGGUCCGUGUCUUUGACAAGUAACCUUUCACGGUCCGCUCUUCUGCCAGGAAGAGAUCCUUCGGUGUCCGGGUAUCUAGUCGACUAUAGGUUCUACGGUUAUAGUUCUGGCCAGGAGAAACGUGAAGCUGCAACACGGGACUUCGUUGCGUUGCCGGCUUCGUCGUCUGGCGGGGGAAUUCGCGCGUUCCGAGAAAACAAUGGAAAGGCUAAAUGGACUUUACGUCGGCUAGAAGGUAGCUACUGUCGCGUGUGUCCUUCGCCUCCUCAAGAUGCACAAUUAAGGACGUGCGGCGGCUCCACCGUGAGCAGCGGUGGAGAACCUGGCCUGCAGAGAACUAAGCUAUUGCUCAACGCGUCACCGUUUUUUGGAGAGCGACGACGGUUGUUUGCGUCACCAGCUGUGUCUGCGGGUGUGGCACCGGCGCCAGUGACGCUCGCAGAAUUGGAUGCCAGGAAGCUGCAGAUCAAUAAGAAAAUUGGUUUUCUGCAUCCGUUACCAGGGAGGGAGAGUUUUGGUUUUGGCCAAGUUUUUACAGAUCACAUGAUCGAGGUGGACUGGGACGACCAACAUGGAUGGUAUCCGCCCGUCCUGAAGCCGCUAGGGCCAGUUUCCCUGCACCCUGGCAUCAGCUCGCUUCAUUACGCUAUCUCCGCGUUUGAGGGCCUAAAAGCGUAUAGAACCGAAGACGAUCGGGUGCUUCUCUUUCGUCCUUUUGAUCAUGGCGAACGCUUAAAUCGAUCAUGUGCACGGGUCGCCCUUCCUCAGUUCUCUGUCGAUUCUUUCGUGACCCUGUGCAAGACACUGGCAAAAAUGGAUAGUCGAUUCAUAAUAUACCAGGAUCGAGACCUCUCGCUCUACCUUCGACCCAUCGUCUUUUCAACAUACCCGGCACUUGGUGUGUUCCCACCUCGCAUGGCAAAGAUGAUCAUCAUGGCCUCGCCUACUGGCGGAUACUUCUCGAACGCCGGUGCGCUUGCUAAUCUUUUUGUUGAAAAAGAUUAUACGCGGUCGUGGCCGGGAGGCUCGGGGAGCCACAAGGUUGCAGCGAACUACGCCCCUACAAUACAGCCUUGCAAAGAACGGAUGCAACAGGGAUUUCAGCAACUGUUAUGGACUGUUCCGGAGGGCGACGACUACAUUUGGUGCGAGGGAGGGGCGAUGAGCCUCUUUCUGUUUUGGAAGAAUGAAAAUGGUGAAAACGAGUUAGCUACUCCUGCCUUGGAACGCGAUCUCAUUCUUCCUGGCAUUGUCCGGGAUACUGUGCUCACUCUGGCAAGGGGCUACCCGGAUAUAGCAGUGACGGAGCGGAAAAUCCUGAUGCAGGCCGAUUUUGUAAAGGCGUACCGAGAAGGGCACGUCCACGAGGUAUUUUGCACCGGGACGGGAGCCGUUGUAAAGCCGGUGGGUGUGAUUCAUUUCGACGGUGAAGAUUUCGACUGCGCUCCGAAGGAUCUCAAAACUUCACUUGCGCACAAGCUCCACAGCGACAUAACUGACAUCCAGUACGGGGUUGUCCCCCAUCACUUCAUGCAGGAAUGUUGA